AUGGCAGACCUAAAGCCCCCACAAACGACAGCUUCAAGGCUCCGCGCUUUGCUAGCUCAAGAACAUGGAAUUGUGGUGUGUCCAGGGGUUUACGAUGGCUUCACAGCUCGACUUGCCCUUAAUGCCGGGUUUAAAAUUUUAUACAUGACAGGAGCAGGCACCACCAUGUCACGUCUUGGGAUAGCCGAUCUGGGCGUUGCAACUAUGAACGAUAUGCGUGAUCACGCUGCCAUGAUCGCCAGUCUUGACCCUACAGUCCCUUUGAUCGCAGAUGUUGAUACAGGCUAUGGCGGUCCUCUUAUGGUAGGCAGAACAACAGCCGCAUAUAUCAAUUCAGGAGUCGCUGCUUUCCACCUCGAAGAUCAAGUGGUGAACAAGCGUUGCGGCCAUCUGAAAAACAAAGAGCUUGUCGAUGAGGAUACCUUCACCUCCCGGAUCCGCGCUGCAUCAAACAUGCGAGCUCAGCUUUCCAGAGAUAUCGUGAUUAUUGCACGGACCGACGCUCUCGCUUCUCUAGGUUAUGAAAGCGCUCUUUCACGAUUGCGGAAAGCCGUGAAGGCUGGUGCUGAUGUUGCGUUUCUUGAAGGCGUAACGAGUGUUGAGGAAGCGAAGAGGUUUUGCGCGGAUAUGAACGGUGUGCCGUGUCUUUAUAAUUGCGUUCCUGGGGGCGUGAGUCCGGUGUUAAAUGUUAAGGAGGCGAAAGAGUGUGGGUAUAAGGUUCUUAUUACGCCGAUACUGGGGCUUGGGGCUGUGUAUGAGGCGGUUAGUAAAGCGUACAAGGGGCUAAUGGAGGAUGGGGAUACGAAGGGGAAUGGGGUUGCUGUUAGGACGUUAUUUGAGAGUUGUGGGUUGGAUGAGGCGGUGGAAUUUGAUGUGAAGGCUGGUGGGAAAUUGUAUCAGAAUGGUGUAUGA
This is a messenger RNA of Hyaloscypha bicolor E, 912 nucleotides long. RefSeq names its product isocitrate lyase family protein-like protein. The transcript is spliced from 3 exons. The record is from RefSeq and is a predicted model, not a curated record. Gene Ontology annotation, molecular function: catalytic activity. The coding region runs from base 1 to 912 and encodes 303 amino acids. NCBI's taxonomy places the organism in Eukaryota, Fungi, Ascomycota, Leotiomycetes, Helotiales, Hyaloscyphaceae.